Aphanomyces invadans is the source of this 1083-nucleotide messenger RNA. RefSeq lists its product as hypothetical. Gene Ontology annotation, molecular function: calcium-dependent phospholipid binding; calcium ion binding. The record is from RefSeq and is a predicted model, not a curated record. NCBI's taxonomy places the organism in Eukaryota, Oomycota, Saprolegniomycetes, Saprolegniales, Verrucalvaceae. Gene Ontology annotation, cellular component: cytoplasm. The transcript has a single exon. Bases 42 to 1040 code for a protein of 332 amino acids.
UUUUCGCAUUUUCUUCGUCGCGCGCACUCGUCUCCGUCGCCAUGUCGUACUUGCCGCUGUACCCGCAACAAGCGUACGAAAUCAACAACGGUGUUGCGAUCAACCCUGCGUCCCACGAAAUCGACAACCUCUGCCAUGAAAUCAAGGCUGCGUGCGCCGGAUUUGGCACGGACGAAGCGCGGUUGAACCGUGUCUUGGGCUCGCUCAAGGCGAGCACCCGCCACUUGGUCUCGAUCCGCUACCCUCAACUCCACAACGGCCGCACGUUGUUGGCGGAAGUCCAGAGUGAAACGUCCGGCGACUACGGCAAGCUCUGCGAAUUGCUUGCCCAACCAUUGGAAGAAGCCGAAGCCAUGAUCAUUCGCAACGCGACCAAGGGUGCCGGCACCAACGAAAACUUGUUGUACCCUGUCUUGGGCGGCCGCUCCCCAGAAGAAUUGGCGAUCCUGAAGAAGGCUUUCUUCAAGGUCUUCGGUGAAGACUUGGUUGUCGUGAUUGCUGACGAUAUUGGCGGUGACUUGAAGAAGCACUACUUGUCCGUGUUGAACUCCCUGACCCAAAAGUACGAUCCGGCCAUCCACAACCAACGCAAGGCCGAAGAAUUGGCAGAAAUCAUCUACAAGGCCGGCGAAGGCAAGUGGGGCACGGACGAAACGACUUUCUGCAACACGUUGUGGUCGAUCCCUCCCGAGUUCAUGAACCAAGUGAACGCCGCGUACGUUGCCAAGCACAAGAACAGCUUGUCGCGUGCGAUCGAGAAGGAGUUCGGUGGCCACACCGAACGUGCGAUGUUGUUUCACUACAACAUGAUCACGGACCCGAUCAAUACGAUAGUCGAGCAAUUCGAAAAGACGAUGAAGGGCAUUGGCACCGACGAGUACGGUCUCUCGGCUGCGCUCAUCCGCUACCAAGCGUACUUGCCCCAAGUCGCCCCUGCCUACAAGGCCAAGUACGGCGAGUCGUUGCGCGACCGCAUCUACGGUGAAACGAGCGGCGACUUCCGCAAGUUGCUCAUGACCGUGGUUGAAAACUCGCUGUAAUGUUCCGGACUAAUAUAUAAUACAUCUGAACCAUCUUCCUCGA